Messenger RNA from Trichophyton rubrum CBS 118892, 402 nucleotides. RefSeq lists its product as uncharacterized. The record is from RefSeq and is a predicted model, not a curated record. Bases 1 to 402 code for a protein of 133 amino acids. Lineage: Eukaryota; Fungi; Ascomycota; Eurotiomycetes; Onygenales; Arthrodermataceae. The transcript has a single exon.
AUGCGACUGGUAGCCGUCUUUCCAGCAAGUUCAUCAUUUGGUGCAGAUGUACUGCCUUCAGCAGUUUUCAUUUCCCGAGUUGCUCCAUCAUCUAAGGCCGAUGUACUUUUAUCUGAUGCUGGCCCGUCUGGUAACUUUCUCUCGGCUCUGAGUUGUUCAGCAAUGGCCUCUUUCUCCCUUCUUGCCCUCUCCAGCUUGAAUUGUCGUCUCUCUACCCGCCUCAUCCCUGUUGCCUCUUCGCUUGUGCUUUGGCCAAUAAGCCCUCUUCUUUUUUUCUCGCGUUCGAGCCACGACGGCUCGCUUCUACUUAGGCUACCUUUACCAAAGAAACCCAUUUCCCAUAAUAUACGGAUGGUCUUGGAAUCUGUAACUUGGAUGGAAGAGGUGGAAGCGUCAAAAUAA